Messenger RNA from Prinia subflava (tawny-flanked prinia), 952 nucleotides. Its product is annotated as phosphatidylinositol N-acetylglucosaminyltransferase subunit Y-like. Gene Ontology annotation, biological process: GPI anchor biosynthetic process. NCBI's taxonomy places the organism in Eukaryota, Metazoa, Chordata, Aves, Passeriformes, Cisticolidae. The record is from RefSeq and is a predicted model, not a curated record. Gene Ontology annotation, cellular component: glycosylphosphatidylinositol-N-acetylglucosaminyltransferase (GPI-GnT) complex.
GGCGCGGGGCGGGCUGUGGGCGGCGGAAGCGGCGGCCAUGCUGCGUGGCCCGGCCCUGCUGCUGCGGGCGGCCCCGGGCGGCCUCGCGCACGGCCGGCACAGCCACCGGCAGCAGGAGCGGGAGCAGGGAUCGGCCUCAGGAUCAGCGCGGCCGCAGCCGCCGGAGCCAUCGCUGCUGAGCUUCCUGGUGUGCCCGCUCUCCAAGCGGCCGCUGAGGUACGAAGAAGCUACGAACGAGCUCAUUAACCAGGAGCUGGGCAUCGCGUACCCCAUCAUCGACGGCAUCCCGAACAUGGUUCCGGAGGCUGCCAGGAUGACGCAUAAGAAGCCGCCGGCCGAGGGCUUGGAGCAGCCCUGAGGAGCCGCCGGGCACGGCGGUAACGGGGCCUGAUGGCCAGAGCAGAGCUGCUGCCCUCCCUGCCCACGCUGACUGUGCUCGUUCCCCUCCUGUCCCUGGCAGGCCUGUUCUACUCCGCCAGCGUAGACGAAACCUUCCCCCAGAGCUGCAUCAGCACAACCAGCCUGUGUUUCUACAGCCUCCUCCUUCCUGUUACAGUGCCAGUUGUGUUCUUUCACCUGUGGACCUGGAUGGGGAUUAAGCUUUUUAGGCACAACUAGUGUGAUGCCUUUGCUAACCCCUGGGCUUCUCCAAAUCAACGUAAUUUGUUUAAUCUCAUCAAGUAUUGCAGUUCCUUUGAGAGAGUUUCCUUCUGGCACUAUUGACUGGCAUAAUUUUCCUAGUAGGAUCUGGAACUGAAUGAAGCAGCAGCCCAUUGUUAACUACUGCUAAUGCAGAUGAAGAGUAGGAGUAACAAGAAGCACUAAUUCCCUCUGUUUUAUCCCUUCAAGAGUGCUGUGCAUUUGUAGUGGCACUAAUUAAAACCUUAGUUUUCAUGAGGAAAAACUGUACCCUGACUGAAUAAAUCAAAAUUAAAACAUGAAAUUAUAUGAA